Ochlerotatus camptorhynchus is the source of this 3892-nucleotide messenger RNA. It is a transcript of the gene Sec8, whose product is annotated as Secretory 8. NCBI's taxonomy places the organism in Eukaryota, Metazoa, Arthropoda, Insecta, Diptera, Culicidae. Gene Ontology annotation, cellular component: synapse; exocyst; growth cone membrane. The coding region runs from base 305 to 3325 and encodes 1006 amino acids. The record is from RefSeq and is a predicted model, not a curated record. Gene Ontology annotation, biological process: exocytosis; Golgi to plasma membrane transport; chemical synaptic transmission. The transcript is spliced from 9 exons.
GGUGGUUUUGCUGGAAUUCCUUAUCGAAUGCAUUACAUUAUUGUGCCUAUAAAACCGAUUGGAUAUUAUUAGUGUUACCGUAAUAUUGCAGUUCGUGUCGUGUGUUUUUGGAAGAAUAAAGCAAACGGUCACCUAUUUAAAUUAUUAAUAGAAGGUUAACUACAAACACGGAGAAAGCGCUGGUGCUGUUGCUGCGGGUGGUGUUCAGUUUGGAUGUGUUUUUUACGCCCCGUUUUCGGCGUCGACAACUCGUCAAUUUAUUCGAUUGCACAAUUUGCAGGCGGUUUCCAUUGAAUAGAGUAUAAUGAGCGGUUGCGGACUGCUGGUUUCGGUGAUUAAAACCCUCGAUGCCAGCGAAACCAAUGAGCAGCGGGAGCGCGAAAAGCUCAAGAUCGAAAAGGAGUUCCGCAAGACAGAUCAACGGUUGAACGAACUCGUCUCGCGAAAUGAUGGCGACCUCACGAGGGUCAUGCAGUUGUUCGGAAAGGUGUCCACCCAGAUAACUAGCUCCCGAGAACGGAUCCACGUAGUGAAGGACAAUUUACAGACCUGUAAGCAGUUGCUACGAUGUCGUCGGGAGGAAUUGAAGAAACUCUACACCGAUGCGGUGCAGCACAAGUACGUGCUAGAGAUGCUGGAUCAGGUCAACGAGCUGCGCAAGACUCCUCAACAGCUGGCAGCUUUCAUGGCCAAGAAGCAUUAUCUGCAUGCAACAAAACUGCUGAUGUCGGCGGUCAAAACCACGGAAGGUCCCUUGAAGGACGUUGAGGGACUACAGGAUCUUCGUCAGGAUUUCCAAAAUAAACGGCAACAACUGUACUCUCGGUUGCUGGAUGAACUGUGCAAACAUUUGUACGUUUCGAGUACGGCAGAAGUGCUGCAGAACUUCCAGCGGCAAAGUUCCGGCAGGAUUAGCUGCACUGCAGCCGGGACUUCCCCAUUUCAAAGAAACGUACUGAGACGUUCCGCCGAAAGGAUGGAAGCCAAUACGAAGGCUAGAAAAGCGCUGUUCGAAAUCGCUCAAAAUGGCUACCUCGACGUCGAUAAGAGUGAAAUCAUCGAAGACACCGAUCUGCUGGAUCCGGAUGUCAAUAGCACCUACUUCAUUGGAAUCAUCAUUGAGUGCUUUGCAUUGCUUAAUAAAGUGCCUGAAUCGAUAGAGUCUUUAAGAGUACAAAUGCAAAGCGAGCUACUGACGAUCGUCACCAAAUCCACGCAUCACAUCAUGACUCUGAAUCAGCAACAAAACCAGAACCCAUAUCAGUAUCAGCAAUACCAAGCGGCGCCCAACACCAGCACCGAAGAGCUUCCCCAGCAAAACAUUCCCAUCCUGGAGUUGUUGGAUCUGGUGUUCAAGCAGUUCAAACUGAUAGCCAAUGCCCAUCAACUGACGCUGAAAAACUACCACAACGUUAUGCAUCGAUACAGCUUGAACCAGGUGAAGGCUUACGAUCUGAUCGAAUAUUGGGGACAGGCGCAAGCGGUUCUCAAGCUAGUGUUGACGGACUAUCUGGACAUUCAGAACGACAGCAGCGAUGAACUGAUGCGGGCACAGUUUACGGAGCAAACGACAAACAUCAACACCUUCUUCAGUCGACGGAAGGUUCAAGGUAAAAAGAUGCUGUUCAAGUUUGACAAGUCUUCGCAUACGGCUUUGCUGGAGUCCGACUCGAGUGCUAAGGAACACCGUCGCAAUGCGUCGAACGUGUCCAACAAUACUCCCAACAAGGAUGACGUGUUGAACCAAUCCGGUGUCAAUGGGCAAAAUUUGUUGAACACCAGCUUUAAUAAACACCUUCCGGGGACACCCGGAGCGGAUCGCAAGAAGAGAGAGCGUGCUCUCGUGUGCACACCCGAUGCCGGGUUGGUGCGGCAAAUCUAUCUUCCAAUGAUGGGCUAUGUUCAUGAGAUAGAAGGAUUCAUGAAAUGCAAAUCGGGGCAAUCGUGCAGUCUGAACAGCUUCCUUGCCAACUACGUAAAGGACGCCUACCUAGCCCGGGGGCACAAUCGCAACCUGCAGCUGACGAUUGAAUCCCUCUCGAAAACACAGGACGCCUGGCGUUCGAUAAUUACUCCUGAAGAAAUGAAACGCUUAGGACUGACUAGACCACUCCUGCAAAAUACUGUUUUGGUUGAGAACCGAAUUUCCGAGACCAAAAGACUCAUACAAGAUCUGCCGACCUAUUCGGACGAGCUGCUGAAGAUGGUUUGUUCGCUGUUGAAGACCUAUCGGGAAACGUGUCAGGCGGCGUACCGUGGCAUUGUGCAACCGGAAACGGAGGACAAACGAAUCUACAGCGUGGCAUGGCUUAAGGACGAUGAUAUUACCAGGUUCCUCAAAUCUCUUCCAAACUGGACCGAUCUGAAAACUUCCAACGCCCGACUGAAGCAACAAUCCGGCCAGAAACGACUCAUGAAGCCGGAAGCUUCGGAAGAGGAAAGCCCAACCGCAGUUCAGCAGCGCAAUGUUCGCGAAGCCGAAAUGCUAACGAGCAACCUAGGCGAGGGAGGAAUUUCCCAGCAGGAAAUCCUCUCCGAUGUCGGCGUGCUGAAAGAAUUGGCCAUUCUGCAGGAAAGUAUGGAAUGGUUUGCCGGUCAAAUUACGGACUUUGCUGAUGAACUGCGGAAGCCGAUCGUAAACGGGCUGGUGGGAGGCGUAAGUGCCUCUCCGGUAGUCGUUAAGGACGGUAUGAUUAAGGUGCUGAUGAACCUUGCGUUGGAGUUUGAAGAGCUGGCAAAUACAUGUUUGCUGGUGUUGCAUCUCGAAGUGCGGGUACAGUGCUUCCAUUAUCUGAAAUCGAACCCGUCUGAUAAGUUCAAACCGAACAAUCCUAAUAAGAAUGAUUCGCUGGAACCGGACGCUAAAGUGCUGAAGUUGACUAAAGUUCUGUCCGAUAUGGACGAGGCAUUGAGUUCGACGUUGCAUCCGAGGAAAACUAAGUACGUAUUCGAAGGACUGGCCCAUCUGGCAUCGCGCAUUCUAAUAAUAGCAGCCAAUUCGAUGGAGUACAUCGAUACGGCCGGUGUACAACGAAUGUGUCGCAAUGCUUUGGCCCUGCAACAGACUCUUAGUAGCAUCACGGCAUCACGAGAAGUUGCGCUAGAUUAUGCUAGAUCGUUUUAUGAAAUGUUUUACUUAGAGCCGGAUGAAAUUUUAACUUCAAUCAUCGAAAAAGGUUCCCAGUUUACCGAGAUGCAAUACUUGAAUGCCCUCCACCUGGUUUGCAAGAACCGUGGAAUCGUCGAUCAGAACACGUUGGUCAUGUAUCAGCAGAAGCUGAGCGAUGUACUGGGUACUAAACCUGGUCUUGGGGUUACUGUUUAGCAAUUGGAUUCAGAUGAAACAAAAGUAGCAUUUAGCAACACGGUAGGUAUGUACGAAAAUUAAUUUGAAAAUGUUGCGUAACGCAGCAUCGGAUCGCGGUGCGGAUGUUAUUUGCUGGAAAGAUGUUAUUAUUGCUAGUGGAAGGCAUGAACGAACCUACAGACUAUAUAUAUCUAGAGAGUUUACUGCAAACCGCAGCAAGUUAUUAACUGAAAUUUAGCGCUACCGUUCGUUAGUAGUGAAUGUCGAAUUAAGCUGACAAAGUCUAAUGACAACAAGUGUUCAUUUGUCCAGUUAAGGUUCUAUAAAAGCGGUUAGGAUUAUUGGGGGAACCUCUAUUCGAGGCUACAAUUGCCUUAAUUUUUAGCAUUAGGUGAAACUGAAGCGCCGGUAACGAAGUUUAGUUUGGCUUUGAUACAUUUUCUUCAAUGUUUUGAAAUUUACUUAUUGUAUUUCAAAUAUCUAAAUUAUUCGUUCAUUAAAUUUUCUUCAUGAUUGACAAGUAAUGGAAAUCGAAGGAAAAAGGCUACAGCGUUAAUUAUAAUUUCUAGGAUGCUAACUAAAUAA